GCCUGUCUCUCUCUGUCGCCCAGCAGGACCCCAUCCCUGUGUAGAGACUCCAUCAGUGAGCGACGAGGACAGAGCCGCUGUCAGUGGGACCCCUCCUCAUACCCCCCCUGAGAGCCUGGGGGGGCCGAACACCCCAGGUGGUGACACCCCCAGCCCGGGCGCUGAUGGAGCCCACCCAGGUUGGGAGGGGGCCGUGCCCCUCGGGGACGACGGAGAGGAGGAGGGGGAGCUCCCGGGCUGGUCCGGGAACGCCGGGGAGGACCGGGGCGAUAUCCGGGCGCCGGCCGCCAUGUUGGGGCGCGGUGCCCCCCAGUGCCCCCGCAGCGAGGAUGUCACUGGCGAGGGGUGGCGCUCCCACCGCAAGCACGUCUUCGUGCUCAGCGAAGCUGGCAAGCCGAUCUACUCCCGCUACGGCAACGAGGAGGCGCUGUCCUCCACCAUGGGGGUCAUGAUGGCACUGGUCUCCUUCGUUCAAGAUGGCGGAGACAACAUCCGGUCCAUCCAGGCAGACGACUACAAGGUGGUGUUCUGCCAGCACGGCCCCCUGGUGCUGGUGUCGGUGUCACGCGGCCGGCAGUCCCCCGAGCAGCUGCGCCGGGAGCUGGGCUACGUCUACUGGCAGAUUGUCAGCCUGCUGACCCGCGCCACCGUGGCCCGGAUCUUCCAGCGCAAGAAGAACUACGACCUGCGGCGCCUGCUGGCCGGCUCCGAGCGGCUGCUGGACAACCUGCUGGGCCGGCUGGAGACCGACCCGGGGCUCCUGCUGGGCGCGGUGCAGUGCCUGCCCCUGGCGCCCGGGCUCCGCGAGGCGGUCACCCAGCUCCUGCUGCGGUGCGUGACUGCCAACCUGGUCUUCUCCGUCCUGCUGGCGCGCGGGCGGCUGGUCAGCAUCGUCCAGGAGCGGGCGCUGUUGGAGGAGGCCCGCCUGGGACCGGCCGACCUCCACCUGCUCUUCAACCUGCUGGGCGGCCCGGGGGCGCCCCCGCAGGCCGGGGAAGUGUGGACGCCCGUCUGCCUGCCCGGCCUCUGCCCGGACGGCUACUUCUACGCCUACGCCUCGUCCCUGGAGGCGCCCGGCGCGGGCCUGCGGCUUCUCCUGCUCUCCACUGACCGAGGGGCCUUCUACAGUGUGGCGGCCUGCAAGAGGAGGAUCGAGGAAGGCCUCAAGGCCCAGGGGCUGCUCGCCGGGCUGCAGGCAGCGCUGAGGACGCCCUCGGGGACCGGGUCCUCCAGGCUGAGCCUGCCGGACCUGCGCCACUUCUUGUACAGGCCCCUGGACGUGGCCGGCAACCCGAGGCAUCUGGCCCAGUACGCCAGGUAACCGCGGGGGGGGCCUAGGCCAACCUCUCUCAGCCUGCCGUUCGGCCCAUCUGCAUCCACCCGCCCCACGCGGCGUCACCACUCCAAACUCACC
Chiloscyllium plagiosum (whitespotted bambooshark) is the source of this 1414-nucleotide messenger RNA. Lineage: Eukaryota; Metazoa; Chordata; Chondrichthyes; Orectolobiformes; Hemiscylliidae. The record is from RefSeq and is a predicted model, not a curated record.